AUGAACUAUCAAGCACCACCCAUUCCGUCCAGGCCUACUACGAACAACAUUCAAAUUAGUAAUGUAAGAGAAGGUGAAACUGUUCAUCAGCGAUUUCUCCUCGUCAAUGGUCGUGCUGGACCUCGCAACGGCUCCUUUGAUAAGCCAAUUUACGUUGUAUGCAACGACUUUCCUCAGACAGAAUGGCCCUGCGUUAAUUCGUACUUCAAAGCGAUGGUACACCUUGUUCCUGGACCGAAUACGAUUACGUUCGUCUUUCCUCAAGACAAUGAAUCACUUCAUUUCCACGUCAACUACCUGCCCCUAUUGCAGAAUCCACCAUUAUCACUGGUUAUCUUUAUUGGCUCUGAUUCCGAUGCGACAUUUGAUGUGCCUCCAGAGAAAAAGGACCAGAAUACGUUGGAUAUCGCCGUCGAGAAGCUUCGAACAGCAGGAUACAUGUGGCAAGCCUUUUGCGCCGAGCAAUUGCAUCGUAACGGCAUGGGCAGACGGACAUUUCGCCUCGAAGAAGCCUGGUUGCCCGAUACAGUCAGUUGUCAAGAUAAAGGUGUGAUGAGAAACACUGCCAAAGUGCAUGUCAUUCGCUCGAAAUACACUGUUGCUCAGAUUCGUGAUGUCCGUCGUGCCCAACAAAGCGAUGACGAAGAUGAAAAUGUCGAAAGCUUAUUCGGAUUAUUUUUAGAUGAUUUGCGUGAAAACCCUGCAUUUGACAUGCCUUGUCAGGUGGCAGGACUUAUUUUGGACGCACACUGGGAUGUGAAUAAGCAGUUGACUGUAGGACAUGCUGCGCUAGGUGGUGGAGCUGGACAUACAAAAUUGGGCAUCUUUGGCUCUCAUCUGUUGCAUGCAUGGCCAACUUGUAUUGAAGACAUUGUCCCUGCCUUCAUGAACAACACAAAGACGGAUACUCGCUAUGUGGCAAAUGAUGCGAAUGAAAGUGAUAACUGGUGGAGAGCCUGUAACAUUGGCAUGGGUGCCAUGAUGCAUGAAGUUGGACAUUCAUACACGUUGAGCCACACACCAACAGGCGUGAUGAGUCGAGGCUACAAUAAUUGGAACCGUACAUUUGUCGCCAAAGAACCUGGAUAUGGACCUAUUCCUCCUGAAGAAGAAGCUGGAUCGCAUUGGCAUAGACUUGAUAUCAUGCGUCUACGUUUCCAUCCAGCAUUUAGACUUCCUCAAGAUGGCGUCAUUGGCACCAAAAAUCCCUCUCAACCUAGCUUCGUUGCACUUGAAGGCGGUCAAUUCCAAGUGAUUGCGCCUGCCGGCCUCUCGUUACUCGAGAUCAAUGUUGGUGGUCAUUAUCGUACACAUUUUGAGUUCUUGCAAGAUCAGCCUCGCAUGGUGACACUCCAUCAAAAGGACAUUUGUGACAGAUGUAAAUGCAAUCCCGAUGAAAAGAUUUCACUGCAUGCUAUUUGUGUCAACCAAGAAGACAAGGGCAUUGACAGCUUGAAUUCCUUUUUGAACUCGCAUGGCGGCGUCCGUUUACCCGGCCUGGAUGGACUCGUACUCAAGAGUGACAUCUUUGGUAACGGAUCCGACCAAGGUAUGAUCAAGUCUACAGCUGUCUUUUACCAGAACAGCCGACCCAAGCAACUGACAUGCAUCUUGGUAAACCAUGGUGCCUUUUUGGACGGCUUCACGUUGGUGUAUGAGGACGGAAGUCGAGAUCAAAUUGGAAAGACCGGCGGUGGUCGUAGUCAGUUUGAUGUGAGUAGAGGGGAACGCAUCCAAGGCUUGAUUGUUCGCAGUGGCGCGUGGAUUGACGGCGUGCAAUUCAAACUAUCUAGUGGCAGAUUGAGUCCUUGGUUUGGAGGCAAUGGAGGCGGUUUAAAUGAAAUUAAUGCACCACAAGGAUACGAAAUGGUUGGCAUAUUUGGCUCAGCUAAAAGUUGGAUGGAGCAGAUUGGCAUAUUUUAUCGUCGUGGUUAA
Messenger RNA from Mucor velutinosus, 1935 nucleotides. RefSeq names its product Mitochondrial import inner membrane translocase subunit tim22 (gene TIM22). Lineage: Eukaryota; Fungi; Mucoromycota; Mucoromycetes; Mucorales; Mucoraceae. The transcript is spliced from 4 exons. Bases 1 to 1935 code for a protein of 644 amino acids. Gene Ontology annotation, cellular component: cytoplasm. The record is from RefSeq and is a predicted model, not a curated record.